Camelina sativa (false flax) is the source of this 1951-nucleotide messenger RNA. Its product is annotated as LEAF RUST 10 DISEASE-RESISTANCE LOCUS RECEPTOR-LIKE PROTEIN KINASE-like 2.3. Gene Ontology annotation, molecular function: ATP binding; protein kinase activity; polysaccharide binding. Gene Ontology annotation, biological process: protein phosphorylation. The record is from RefSeq and is a predicted model, not a curated record. NCBI's taxonomy places the organism in Eukaryota, Viridiplantae, Streptophyta, Magnoliopsida, Brassicales, Brassicaceae.
UUUUUGGUUUCUAAAUCACAGCAAAAACUAUCCUCACACCUCAUGGGAUCUCCAACAACUGGGUUCUGUGUGAUCUUGUUUUUCUUGUUUUAUCAUCUUCCUUGUGCUCUAAGUAAACAAGACCCAAGUGGGUUAUGUGGAACUCCGUUUCAGUGUGGCAAUAUCACCGCUGGUUUCCCUUUCACGGGACAAAAUCGCAAUGCGUAUUGCGGUAACCCUUCUCUUGAACUUACCUGCAACAAAAGGUUCAACACAACCUCUCUUAUGAUCUCAGGCUACAACUACACUGUCCUCAAUAUGGACAACAAAUCCAACAUUCUUAGACUUUCAAGACAAGAUUUCUCAGGUUCUUUCUGCUCUGCUUCAUUCUCCUCCACACCUUUACCUUCAGAUCUCUUCCAGAUUUUACCAUCUUAUAAACCCCUCACCGUGUUCUACGCUUGUGACCCACGUCGUCAUUUCCCUGGGAAUUUCACAUGUCCAGUGGCAGUGACAGGUCUUGGCUCUUUGAUUCAAAACUCUACAUAUCAUAAACUUUGUGAUGAAAGUUUCACUGUCACGGUCCCUACGAGUUUCGUUUCAGAGGAAGAAACUCCGAAUUUAACCAAUUUGGAAAAUGUUUUGAGAAAAGGAUUUGAGGUGAAGUUGAAGAUGAUAAAUGAGAUAUUUUGUCAAGAAUGUUUAUCCUCAGGUGGAAGCUGUGGCUUCCAACUUUCCAUACAGGUUUGCUGCAAAAACGUGUCAGGAUCAAGAAUCAGCUGCCGUACUACAUCUUAUACAUCUGGUGGUACAAACAUCAAGAAUAGCUCCAUUCUGAUAAUAAUAAGUACAGUUGCAGGGUCAAUAUUAGCUUUAUUUGUGGUGAUGAUUCUAGCAUUCUUGUUAUGGGAGAGAAGGAAAAAAAAUGCUCUAAGAGAUCAGAACCUUGAUAUGUUAGUAACGCUGAGACGGUAUAGUUAUAAGGAAAUCAAGAAAAUUACAAAAAGUUUUACAGAAGUUGUUGGAAGAGGAGGAUUUGGAACUGUAUAUAAAGGGAAGUUACGUGAUGGUAGUAAAGUUGCGGUGAAAGUCUUGAAGGAUUCAAUGGGAAACUGUGAAGAUUUUAUUAACGAAGUGGCAAGCAUGAGCCAAACAUCUCAUGUUAAUAUUGUUUCUCUGCUUGGUUUCUGCUAUGAUGAAGGAUCCAAAAGAGCGAUUGUGUAUGAAUUUCUAGAGAAUGGUUCUCUUGAUCAGUUCAUAUCUAAGUCUGGGGAUUUAAAUGUGAGUACACUAUAUGGUAUCGCGCUAGGUGUUGCUAAGGGAAUUGAGUACUUGCACUACGGCUGCAAAACGAGGAUUGUGCAUUUCGACAUUAAACCUCAGAAUGUGUUGUUAGAUGAUAGUCUCAGACCCAAAGUUUCUGACUUUGGUCUUGCUAAGCUCUGUGAGAAGCAAGAAAGCAUCUUGUCAUUGCUUGACACAAGAGGAACGAUAGGAUACAUUGCUCCGGAGUUGUUUUCAAGAAUGUAUGGAAGUGUAUCUCACAAGUCGGAUGUGUACAGUUAUGGAAUGUUGGUUCUUGAGAUGAUUGGAGCAAGGAAUAAAGAAAGAGUCCAAAAUGGUGAAUCAAACAGCAGCUCAGUUUACUUUCCGGAUUGGAUUUACAAGGAUCUUGAAGUUGGAGAUUAUGCAAGACUUCUUGGCGAUGAACUAACCCGAGAGGAAGAAGAGAUCGCCAAAAAGAUGAUCUUGGUCGGUCUAUGGUGUAUACAGUUUUCCCCAUCAGAUCGUCCAUCAAUGAGCAAAGUCGUAGAGAUGAUAGAAGGAAGUUUGGAUUCUCUUAAAGCCCCUCCUAAUCCUAAGCCUCUUUUGCAUUUGCCAAUGCAAGAUCUUUCAGAGUCAUCUCGGCCAUCAGAGGAAAGCUCAAUUUACUCAGAAGUUUGAAUCCAUGAAUGUUGGAACCUAUAAAACA